This is a messenger RNA of Symbiodinium sp. CCMP2456, 552 nucleotides long. Lineage: Eukaryota; Dinophyceae; Suessiales; Symbiodiniaceae. The record is from the annotation of a GenBank genome assembly.
AUGCCUGUCAUGCGGACUGCCCACCGGGCUUAUAUGCGGCAAUUGCUCUGCCACGUGUUGCCCGGACGGAGUGCAGGCCAGUUUGCAGGAUGUGUCCCGUGGCAGAUGAACCUUGAGAUGGCACGGAGUGACCCGCCCCAGCUGGCUUUGCAGGGAGAGGCAGGGACGAGACCUCGGCAUAUUUUGUCUGGCAAUGGCGACGCGCCGUGUCUUGACUCCUCUCUGUCUCCCUCCUGCCUUGCAGCCCCUGCCGAAGAACGAUGGGGUACUCGAUGUGGCUGGUUCUCGGCCCAGGCCCCUGCUAGCAGAAGUCAUGGCGGGGGCUUAUGCGCAGCGGUCCAUGAAAGCGCGGAAGUUGCUUCGGCAUGGAAGUCGGUCCGAGAGACGGUCGACGAGAGGGCGCUUGCUUAUGCGCAUGAAGCCGUACAGGCGGGGGCAGCAGCGGCGAAGCCAUCUGCACGGCCUCUGCUAGUGAGGCGCCGAGCCGUGCAGCCCAAGGCGCCGGCAACAUCCGGCAACUUCAGCUCACCAGCCCAAGCCGAUGGAGCAUAA